This is a messenger RNA of Lodderomyces jiufengensis, 3123 nucleotides long. RefSeq names its product Nrp1p (gene NRP1). Gene Ontology annotation, biological process: regulation of glucose metabolic process; protein phosphorylation. NCBI's taxonomy places the organism in Eukaryota, Fungi, Ascomycota, Pichiomycetes, Serinales, Debaryomycetaceae. The transcript is spliced from 2 exons. The record is from RefSeq and is a predicted model, not a curated record. The coding region runs from base 1 to 3123 and encodes 1040 amino acids. Gene Ontology annotation, molecular function: RNA binding; pyruvate dehydrogenase (acetyl-transferring) kinase activity. Gene Ontology annotation, cellular component: mitochondrion.
AUGAGAAUAAGAACGCCUAUACGGCUUACAAGAAGGUUUAUAUCAAUAUCAAGUGAAGUAGAGAAAUGUCAGCAAAUACAAUUCUUGGAAGAGUACAAGAUAAGAACGAUGUUGGAACAACCAAUCAUUCACUAUUCCAAAAAGAAACUACCCCAAUUUUCAUUAAAUCAUUUAUACAACCAAUCUGAGAAAUUAUCAUCCAGCUUCAUAUUACAAAAUGCAAGAGAAACAAUUGAACAUUUACUCAUAUACAAUGCUAGGAGACUAAAAGAAUUUAGAAAAUUACCUUAUUUAGUAGUAUUAAAUCCAUCGAUAUCAGAAAGUUAUGACACAUAUUUACAAUCAAUGAGUUCUUUAUUGAAAGCAAGUCUAUAUACACCGCAUACUUUGGAAGAAAAUAAAGAAUUUGCAAAUGAUGUACUCACGAAAUUUAUUGAUAUUCAUGCAGAUACUUUACCAAGUUUGUCUAAAGGAUUUGGAGAAGUUAGUAAUUUAUUAUCAAUGAAACAAAUCACUCUGUUUUUGGAUAAUCAUUUAAAUGAAAGAAUAAGUAUGAGAUUAAUUGCUCAUCAACAUAUUGAGCUAACGAAAUCAAUAAAUGAUCCAGAUAAAUAUGUUAAAGGUGGAAAAUAUAACGGUGUGGUAAAACUAUUAUAUAUUCCUGAUGUAAUUAAAAAGAAUGCAGAAGUUGUGAAUGAUAUCACAAUGAUGAAAUACGAUCAGUCAGUUCCAAUAAAAAUAGAUACAAAUUUAAGAGCAGUUUAUUGGAGUCAAAAGGAUCCAUCAGAAACAGAUAAAAGUGAUCUGUUAUAUUUUCCAUAUAUUGAAUAUCACCUAGAUUAUAUUUUCAUGGAAUUAUUUAAAAAUUCAUUUAGAGCACAAAUUGAAAAUAAUGUAUCAGAUCCGAUAACAAUAACAGUAUCAACAUCUCAUGAUUCACCAAAAUUUAUGGAAAUUAGAAUAAGAGAUAAAGGUAAAGGUAUACCACAAAAUACUUUAAAACAUAUUUUUGAUUAUUCUUUUACCACUUACAGUAGCAAUGAAGGGGAAAGUUUCAAAACUUUAAAUGUACCACCUGAACAUCUUGGAGGUGGGAAUUCAGUUGCAGGAAUGGGAUUUGGAUUACCUUUAGCUAAACAAUAUAUUGAAGUAUUUAAUGAUACCGUUGAUAAAGAUGAUGGAACGAAAGGACUGAUUAUUGGAUUACAGGAGAUGAGUGAUUAUUUUAUUGUUAUUCAUGUAAGUACAACAUGCGAUGACUCAAAUACUUAUGUCACUAAGGAUUCAACUGAAUUAAUUGCAUUUUCUUGGUCAACUAUAGAUGUUACAACUUUAGAAGUAAUAUAUGAGAAAUCUAUAUUAGUACGUCCUAUGAAUACUCCAAUAACUCCAUAUUGUUCUCAAUUAAAUAAGUUGACAUGGGAACAUGUGAGAAAUGCAGGAUUAUUUAAAGAUGCAAUCAAUACUUUUGAUACAUACAUACAAACACUUCAAGACAAAGAGUUUCUGUUUGUCAGUUAUGAUAGUUCGAAAUUAAGAGUUCAGCUACCAAGAGAAGCAAGGGAUAAAAGUGUUGUUUUACCACCAUAUUUGCAACAUCCGAGAUUAUUUGAUUUACCUGCAGAAUACUCAAAAUGGCAUGCUAGUCAUCCUGAGGCAUUAUCAUAUACUGCAUCAUCAAUAUCAAAUAUGGUCACUGCAUUAGAAGUAGAAGUUGAUAAAGAAGACUUAAAUCCAGAAAAGACUUUAAAUUUACAUACUCAAUUAGUUGUACAAUUAAUGAAAAAAUCAUUACCCAUUGAAAGUCAUCCGAAUGUUUUCACACAACCUCAUGAUAUAGCUCAAGAUGUUAAAGCAUUUGUUAGUGAGAGAUCCAAGAUCUUGUAUCUUUCAAAUUUACCUUCAGAUACUACUCAAUCAGAAUUAGAAUAUUGGUUCACUCAGUAUGGAGGUAGACCAGUUGCAUUUUGGACUUUGAAAAACAAUGAUAGUAAAAACACAACGGGAUUUGCAGUUUUUGGAGCUCAUGAAGAAGCAACGGAAUCAUUAUCAAUGAAUGGUAAAGCAUUAAAUAAUCGAGCUAUUGAAGUUCAACCAUCAUCUACAAAAGUAUUGGAUAAAGCUAAUGAUUUAUUAACUCCUUUCCCACCUUCAAAAAAUAGACCAAGACCUGGAGAUUGGACUUGUCCAUCUUGUGGAUUUUCUAAUUUUCAAAGAAGAACUCAUUGUUUUAGAUGUUCAUUUCCUGCUUCUAGUGCUGUUGCUAUUCAAGAAUCAAUUUACUCAAAUGGUCCAAGAAGGCAAGAACCACAACAACAUCAACAACAACAGCAACAUUCACAACCUCAACAACAACAACAACAACAGCAUCAACAACAACAACAACAACAACAACCACAAACCCAACCUCAACAAUUCAAAGUUUCUCAAGAAAUACAUUUACCAGCUCAACAACCACAACAAUCACAACCACAGCAACAGCAACAACAACAACAAGUUGAAAAAGUCAAUAAUGAGAAUGGAUCACAAAGAAAUUUCAAUAGUGUACCAUUUAGAGCUGGUGAUUGGAAAUGUGAACUUUGCAUGUAUCAUAAUUUUGCCAAAAAUUUAUGUUGUUUAAAAUGCAGUGCUUCGAAACCUUCGAUCAAUUAUAAUCAAAAUAAUAAUUUACAUUCAGUUAAUUCAACAGCUGCUGCAAUUGCUGCUGCAACAGCAAGUGGUCAACCAUUAAAUUUAAAUAAUAAUUUUAUCAAUAUGCAUCAACCACAACCACAAUAUCAACAACAUCGUCAACAAAGAAAUGUAAAUGGGUAUGUUAGAAAUUCAGGUACACCUAACAUUUACCAACAACAGCACCAACAACAACAACAUCAACAACAACACCAAUUACAACAUAACCACCACCAAUUUUCACAACAACAACAACAUCAACAACAUACUCAACAACAUCAACAACACCAACCACAACUGUAUCAAUCAAUGAAUCAAAUUCAUAAUUUUCAAAACCCUAAUAGAGCUUCACAAUUAAUGGACCAAGUAAGGUUUCAAAGUCAUUCACCAGCAAUUUAUAAUCCAACAGUUGCAUUAAAUGAUAAAAUGAAUUCAUUAAAUCUUAAUUUUUAA